AUGGUGCGCGAUCGGCCGGGCGCCUCCUCUGCGCCAGGCUGGCACGCGGCCGAGCCGUCUCCUGGCAUGCGCGCGGGUGUGCUCCCGUGCCAGUCUGUCCAUCCCCGAAAUUGGCCCAGAUGCCCAGCUGGCCCAAAGACGGUCUGCAAAGGGUGCACAGUUGGCCCAGAUGCCUCCGACGAGGUAGGACCCCAAGACGACCUCAAGACGGCCAGGGAGGCUUGCCAGUUGGCCUGGCACGCGCCGGGGGUGUUUUCUUGUUGUGCGAGUAUUCAGCUUGUCUGGGUGCGGCCGACCAGAGCGGAAACACAACAGAAACGCGGUGCUUCUGCUCGGAAACUGACGGGAGUUCACCUGCAGGACAAUGCGAAGAUCGGCAAAUUCUCGCCGUGA
Molecule: messenger RNA, 393 nt
Organism: Prorocentrum cordatum
Lineage: Eukaryota; Dinophyceae; Prorocentrales; Prorocentraceae
Source: the annotation of a GenBank genome assembly